Messenger RNA from Triplophysa dalaica, 6580 nucleotides. RefSeq names its product dynein axonemal assembly factor 9 (gene dnaaf9). The record is from RefSeq and is a predicted model, not a curated record. The transcript has 37 exons. NCBI's taxonomy places the organism in Eukaryota, Metazoa, Chordata, Actinopteri, Cypriniformes, Nemacheilidae. The coding region runs from base 107 to 3559 and encodes 1150 amino acids.
UCUGUUGUUCUCUCCUACAGUAACGUUAAGUCAUUUGCUAUGGAGACCAACAGCAACAGAAAUAGUGACAAAUCAUUAAAAGCGUUCUAAAUACCAAACUAAUAACAUGGCUGCUGUAAGGAAAAAUGGAAAAUCUCCCAUAAUGACCGCUGCCGUCAGCUGCUCCAGACUGCGGCAGGUCCAGGCUCUGCUGAAGGAUGAUGUAAAUACAGCUCCAGAUGGCAUUCUGUGUUCGCUGGGUAUUGACAGCCGCUAUAAUGUAGGAUGCAGUGAGCUGGCCAACUAUCUUUUCUGUGGCAGGUAUAAACACAACCGUUUUGACAUAGAGCAGAUCCCAGAGGACUUCCCAGAGGAAGUGCUAGAUGAUGUGAUCAUCCUUAUUAAGACCGAGUGUGUACAUCUGUACUGUAACCCUGUGAAUUAUGGCUACCUGCUUCCCUAUGUUUCUCACUGGAGGAACCUGCACCUCCACUGUUUGACCGAGACAGAGUAUGAGGAUGAAGAGGCGGCGGAGGAAUUUAAAAUAUCUAGUUUUGUCUCCAUGGUUCAAGACUGCAGGUGUAUUGGGAUCCCCUACAGUUCCUGUGGCCAUGUUCAGAAGUUUGACAUGUUCAUGUUGGAGAAAUGGCCAAUUAUUCAGGCAUUUGCAUUGGAAGGAAUUGGGGCUGGAGUGUUUUUCACCAUGAAAUAUAAGCUAACAGAUGUGAGUGAAAAACUCUCUCAAGUCUACAGUAGAUUGGACCCAGUGUCUCUGGACAGCCUUUUUAAUGAGGAUUUGCAGUUUUUUGAAAGACAAUGGAGUUCUCUUUUCUCCAGUAUGGACAUAGAGAGUGCACUGUCCAUGCAGGAGCUGUCAGAGGCACAAGUCGCUGAGCCUUUCAGGACAUAUUAUUCACAUGGUCUCAUUUCCAGUAAUAUCACAGACAAGAGUAAAAGCAGGCAGCCGUUUGUCUUGUUUGGGAGUCACUCAGCUAAGGAGGAUCUGGAGAAUUAUUGUUUCACCUUCCCUUCUGAAGGUCACCAGGUCCGCAACACUGGGCCCAGUGGGAGUGUUGCCAAGCACAUGCUACUACAGUGUGUGGCUCCUAAAGGGCCGCUGGCCUGUGCUCGAACCUAUUUCUUUGGGAGCACCCAUGUCCCUUACCUGGGAAAUGACAACACCCAGCAAAAGAGCAGUGGUCUCCAGCUGCUUUCACAAAUCUAUUCUGCUGCGGUUCAGUCUGUACUAGCAGGAAUUAAGUGUUUUUCUAUCAACUCCAGUGCUAGUAAGGCAAAGGAUGUAGCAGAGCAAACAUUUCAACUGGCCUUAGACAAAUAUGGGUUGAUCCAGAACAGGGGAGCUCUUAGGUCCAAAGCUGUGUUUAGCAUACAGGCUGUCAACAAUGACGGAACAAUUAUUCCUCUCGGUGACGAGGACAGUCGGUUUCUGGUGAAGACUGCGUCUAUGGUGGUGAAUGAUAUCCCAGAUCUCAAGAGUGGAUUAAACCUGGGAUCAAUAGUUUUCUCAGAGUCCUUUCUAGAGUCCAGCAUUUGCAUUCAGCAGAGAGAUGGCGCUCUUUCCUCAGACAAUGGUUUUACUGUCCUCACCAAAUCAGUUCCUCGUCAUGUCUGCUGGCUGGUAGAUGAAGCUGACGUGCGAUUGUCUGAACAGGCUCAACAUUUGCUGAAGAAGGAGGAUGGUACAUGUUUGGGCGUUCCUCUAACAGUGAAAGACUCUGCGUACAUGUUCUCUAACAGCCUUCUGUCUACACCUGAGGAAGGGAAGCUGGUGUUUUUCUCAGAGGGUAUCCUGUUUGUCCAUCCCCAUCACGGCUCCGUCACACUCUCUAUGAGUCAUAUCAACACCAUUAAACUCUUUGAUGGGAGCUCAUUGUCGGAUAUCUCAAUGCUGUUUGUAGAGUAUCAGACAUCUCUGCUUCCACACCUUCCAUUCCCUUUACACUGUGCUGAACACUCUCUGGCUAUCGCUCUGCUGCCCAGAACCAAGAGCUACAAAAGCUUCUAUUCUCAGGUGCUGCCAGCUUGGCGUAAGUCAGAUUCUGGGCUGAGAGUUCAACAUGUCCUCCAUGAUCAGCUGAGCCCUGAGCACAAGAGCAUGUACGUCAGACUGUUGAAGCUUCGGGAAACACAUCCUACUCCAGCAAGUACCUAUAGAGCUCAUUUGAAGACUGCUUAUCCACAGCUACCAGAGCAGGACAGAUUCCUUCAACAUUUUGCCAUCAGCAGUAGUUUGGGUGAAGAGUCUGUCUGUAGUGAGCACCUGUCCACCGUAUUUUCAGAUGAAGCCCCUGAAAAUACCGCACCCGAGCCUAAGAAAAAGGUGGUCCUUACCAUCAUCACUGGUUUACCGGGCAGUCAUAAGGAGAAUCUAUGUGAUUUCUUGGUGGAAGUGAAUCGGAAUACUAGCAGGUGGGAGGUGUUUUGUCCUACAAAGGAGGGCUCAGAUGAGUUCAUGGCACUACAUCUUCAGCAGUUCCUCAGCAGCAUUUUAGCCAAACAGAGAGAGACGGAACAGAUCUCCUCCAGAGUUCUGCUGCUUGUACCCGGGUACACGGAUGUGCUGGAUGUUAUCCAGGCUGUAACUGCUCAUCCAGAACCCCAAGUUCAAAGCAUUAUGUCAGUGGGGGCCGUCUCAGCCUGCAUCAACCCUCUCACAUCCUUUAUCAAACACAGGCUUUUCUUCCCGAAACUCUUGGAGCAGUGCAGUCAGGGCAUCGUCAGCAGUGUCGUGUUCACGGGUUUGACUGCCGAGCAGAAGCACCCGCUUCUGAAACACAUGCAGCAGAUAAUCCGUGCAGCCAAUCCAUGCACUGCAUUCAUUUUAGCAGAAAAAGGAGCCGUCAGAAGGACUGAAGAUAUGAGUCUUAUCCUGAAUAACAGCGGUUUCUCACAGUCUCAUAUGAUCAGAGCACGGUACCUGCUAUAUCCCGGCUGGUGGGAGGGCAGGUUUGUGUCUGGAAGUGGCUCUUUAUCUUUGUCUCAGCACUCCAUCGAGUUCAGUCGUCCAGUGGAGAGAGCAUUAUUUCUGCAGCAAUGUAAAGCUCUGAAAUCCUCCCUGAAAGCCAGUCCUUUCACGGGAAACAUCUAUCACAUCAGUGGGAAAGUGCUGUUCUCUGACAAUAACAGACCGAUGGUGGUCAACUUUAACUCUGUAAGUGGAGAUCUGAGCAUUGCUCCUGAUCAGGGAACUCACCAUAACCCACGGACAACAUACAACUCUAACCUGAUUUUUCAUGGAGUGGGGCUCAACCAGGAGGGACUGAAGGACUGGCUCCGCCAUUGUGCUAAACAGAAAAUGCAGAAGAAGAUUGAGAAGAACAAACGGACUCUCACCCCGCAGGAAUUCAAAUACAUUCAUGUGAAAAGGCACCUGGAUCCUCUUCCUCCCGGUUACUUCUACAAUGGUUAUCACUUUGUCAGUUUCUUUGGGGAAAAGCAGAAUUUCCAUCCUCUGAUGGACCAGUUCAUAGAGGAGUAUGUGCAGGAGGCCAAUAAGGAGAUUGACCGCUUCAACAAGGAGGUGGAUAUUCUGCCACAUGCGGAUCUCUUUGACCCCUAAUCCCCUCAUCUGAAAAAAUUCACUUCAAGGGCUGGGGAGGGGAGGUCACUGUACAAUCACUAAAGUCCACUAUCCAAUUACCUGCUCAAAACCGUCCAUUUCACAUAUCAGAAUGAGGGAUUUACCAUUGAGGGAUGGGAGGGAUUUAGCUCACAGACGGGGAAAAAAAUCACGGUAUAAUGAGAGAUCCUUUGUCCAACAUACAAUGACUGUAAAUAGUAGCAGUGCCCUUGAAGAAAUGUGAAACGUGAAGAAAAGUGAAACCGUAAUGCUGAGAUCUGUGUAAAGCCACAAAACACAAUCGAGCACAGAUGGGUCGAAUUUACAUUGGUUGUCCGGCUGUAAUUUCAGUGCCUACUAGACAUAUGAGCUGAAUUGUAAUGAAGUUUGUCAGCGUGGCCGAACGUGAUCAAACAGGGGAAGGCUCAUUUCCAUCCGCGCGCAUCUGGAAAGCGCACCUGCCCUCAGUCAGCAUCUGUCAAUCUAUCGACCUCCGAUGUGAAGAUCAGGGCAGAGGAUCUCUCAUUUGCUACAGCUCUCAUUUGACCCAUUCUGUAAUGAUCAACUAACUAUGACUCGGGAUGGGGGGGUUAGGUUUGCGGUAUGGAGCUUGUAUUGUAUUCAAUGUUGGAUUGAUGUGUAGCACAAGGAUUGGUGUGGUGUUCCGCUUGUGCUUGCCGAGUAUUGGUAUUGGCUGAAGCCUUAGCGUGUUUAUCUCACCCCAUACAUGCUGAUCUAUACUGGUCUGGUGACGUUCAGUAUUAUGGUCAUAUUUAUGCUCUGUUUUAGGGUGUAUGUCUCUAUGCAUGUUUACUCUUAAUAAAUCACACACAGAAGGGGGGCAGCAGUGUCUUUAUACAUGCAUACAAACACAUUAGAACUUUUGUCUUGAAGACAAGCCUUAUAAGACUCAACCAACGCAACUAAAGUCAGACACUGCUGGUCUUCUCUGUGCUGCAAUAUACAAGUGAAUUACUAUACUAGUUAAACACUAAAUGGGAUAGCAGCUCACCAAGCCAUAUUCACUCGAAGAGUUUGUCAGCUACUUUAGAGCAACGUAGUGUUACUGUUGCCAGGGGCAAUUUUUUUCCUUUGUUGCUAUGGAGAUUUACAAAAAUGGUAAAAAGCCGCCUUUUGUCUUCUGAGAUGUACGUCUCUUGGUACCUUGUCAGUAUGCAAGAGCGGUUGUACUCAAGGCUGCCCUGUUAUAGACGAACUCUGAAAGGACGUUGCCGAGGGUGUAGAUCCACUUUAAACCCACAAGGAAAGGAAAACAUGCUACGUGCUAAUAAGCGACAGAGCUUUAGAGGAAGCGGUUAGUUUACAAGCGAUCUGAUACACAAUCCCGAUGUGACCACACACGCUCUGAUUCGGAUAAAGCGGUGUUGCUAUCCGAGUGGAAAUCUACACGGCAGCUGUCCUUAAAGGGCACGGGGCUACAUAACACUUAUAUAAUGUGUAGUUCAAAGUAGCAGCCAUUUUUAGCACAUACUAUCUGCAUGUGUUAAGAUGUCUUAUCAAAGUUGUAUUUAUACUAACUGAAAUGCCUUUCACCAAACUGGAGCGACAAAGAGAGAAAUCCUUCGAUCUAUUUUUCAUAUUGGAAAAAGAACGAUUUAUGUCGAGAGAAAAACUGAAUUCUAUUUUUCUAAUACUGUGGAAUCAAUUCAAUUGGAGCCGGAUGAUAGUAUUCCUUGGGCGAAGCAGAUGCUCUCCCUGUGAGAGGGAUUUUGGCUGCUGCUGCAGAGCCUUGGCUCCGAGCGGGGGCAUCCCCUGGCACAGCCAAGCGCCAGUGUUGGUGAAAGGAUAUGAUUUUUUUCGUCUAUGUGAGUUUAAUGGGACAGCGGGGUCUUCUGAGUAACAGAACAGCACUGGAGGGCCACAGCAAAACUCAAGAAUGAGACAGACAGUUUGGCGUUCUUUGACGUUGGUAAUUUGGAAUGCCGUAAUCUGGUUUUUUCUUCUCUUUACAAAAGAGUCUAGUGAGGCCCUCCAGAGCCAGUUGCUGGUAUUACAUGCUUUGAUCCCCUUUGGCCUGCACAACUGUACCUGAGGAGCUGAAGUUAGAGGAACAAAACAGAGUUUGGUGAAGAAUUUGACAAUUCUAUGUCAAGAAUCUUAAAUUAACUGCAAUACUGUUGAACUAGGAGGGAUGGUUUUAUGUCUCCUUGCUUUUGGUUUUUUGAACAAAAACCUGGGUUUCUAAAAGGUCAAAUUUUUUAAGAGUUGCACUUUUUCUGAGACUGAAAUCAGAAUUCUGAGUCUCUACCUUGCAUUAGAUUAUUAUAAGAUAUUCAGACUAUCUGUGGUGAAGGCUCGUUCCUCACCAAAGCAUUUUACCUUGUCCGGCCCCCAAAGCCAGCUGAUUUUAAUCAAUGUUUAUACAGCACGUCUUGUGUUCUCAGGUAUUGUUGGCAACACCAGCAUAAAAAUGUUAAUUUCAAGCAUCCAUCACAACUGGCCUAGAUUUUGUUGUUGAUGAUGUGCCGUGCUAUAGGGGAAAACGGUAAAAUUAGAACAAACUAAAGGGCUAAAUGAGUUUAUUUCUGCCGUGAUGCUGAGGAAAAGCCUAAGAAUUCCUUGUAAAGCCUGAAACAAUGAAAUAGAAAAAAAUGCUGUUAUUAGCUAAAAAAUUAUUGCACAAAGUGAAAAAUGUAUAAUUGUGUGUUGGUGGUAUAAGGAAACAUUGAAUCUUUUUGAAUCAGAGGGAAAAAUCAGAAUUCACGUAAUUGAUUCCCCAGUCCUUACCUCGAUGUCAGAAUAUCCAAUUCUCAGAAUUCAUGAUAUCUAAGAUAUCUUUAUAACUGAAAAAGUUUUCUGAUUAUUCUACUUGAAAAGUGCCAAAAGUUCUUAAAUUACUUUUAGUUCUUUUUUUUUUUUUAAAGGGGAUAAACAAGAAACUGAGUGUUGCUUGCACAAAACUACUGUAACUCCUGUUUUCUCCUGUGACUGAUGCUUUUUCUAAUCUACAUUCUAUGUUGUAUUUAUGACUAAAUAACACAUUAAAAUAUUUAUAAGCUA